Molecule: messenger RNA, 675 nt
Organism: Rodentolepis nana
Lineage: Eukaryota; Metazoa; Platyhelminthes; Cestoda; Cyclophyllidea; Hymenolepididae
Source: the annotation of a GenBank genome assembly
AUGGAUUUGUCUGAUGUUAAUAAUGCUGCCUAUUUAGCUUCUUCUCUCUGUUGCAUUGCUGCGAUUACCGCUCUGGCUAGUCAGAAGACCAGUCGACUGGGAAAUGUCCUCGGUUUGACUGGCGUUUCAAGCGGUUUGGCUAUCACUCUUGGCAUGCUCCAACCCAAUCCUGAUCUUUUAACUCAGAUGCUUGGAUGUCUCCUCAUUGGUGGAUCUGUUGGUGGUAUUGCGGCGUCUAAAAUUGAAGUCACAAACUUACCUCAGAUGGUCGCUCUCUUCCAUAGUCUUGUCGGUAUUGCUGCCGUUCUUACCUGCAUUUCCAACUACAUCAUUGAAGCGCCCAUACUCUUUUCGAAUGCAGACCUCUGCGGAGCCGGAAAUUUAAUGAAAACUGUCGCUUACCUUGGCACCUGGAUUGGUGGAAUCUUGAAUUCAAAGCCUCUCAUUCUUCCAAUGAGGCAUGCGUUAAAUGCAAGUCUUGUUGGUAUCUCCACUGCUGGUCUUGCAGCCUUUCUUGCAACUGAAGGAAGUCUAGACAAUCCGAUGUUGCCCCUCUCACUGCUUAUUGGGGGAGCUGCUUUGGCUGGUUCGGUCUCUGGAGUUACCCUCACCACGGCUAUAGGAGGUUGGUUUAUUAGUACAAUUUCACUCAUCACUUCCUCUGUGCACCAUUAA